This is a messenger RNA of Thelazia callipaeda (thelaziosis nematode), 921 nucleotides long. The record is from the annotation of a GenBank genome assembly. NCBI's taxonomy places the organism in Eukaryota, Metazoa, Nematoda, Chromadorea, Rhabditida, Thelaziidae.
AUGACACCAGGUGCGGAACAUUAUAUGGUAGUAGAUAAUACUAGUACUAUAAUGGAUGCCUUACCGAGUCAUCCCGUAAAAUUCAAAGCAAAUUUCUAUAUCGGAAGCACACCACCCGAUGUUCUGCUCUCUCCAGGACUUAAGGACGCUCCUGGCUUCCGAGGAUGUAUUUCUUCACUUCGACUUGGCACUGAUUAUGUGGACCUUCCAAGAGAUGCUUCAAAAAGUUAUGGCGUGGUAAAAGGAUGUCAUGGUCCACGUAUUCGUUGCACACCAAAAUACUGCUCAAAUCGUGGUAAAUGCAUUCAACAUUGGGAAUCAAUUCGAUGUGAUUGCUCAAUGACAACUUUUGGAGGCGAAAAAUGCGAAAGUCCUGCCACAACAUAUAUAUUCGAUUCUGCCUCAUCAGCAAUUUACUACGAAUAUCCGAGGUCCAUCAGACCAUCCACAAAUCAGGACUAUCUGGCAGUUGGAUUCCGUACUCGACAAGCAAGCGCCGUUCUGUUUAGUGUUCACUGCAAAGUUGACGGAGAUUUCUUUACUGUCUUCUUGAAAGAUGGUUAUUUGCAUAUUCGUUACAAUCUCGGAUCACGUGAUCAUCACGUAAGUUUCUUGGAUGCAACGCUUAAUGAUGACGUCCAUCAUGCAGUAAUUACUUAUCGGCAAGAAGCUAAUCUGACAUUAUACAUUGAUGAUCGCAAGCCAAUAUAUUACUUUCCUUCGGGAACAGAAAUGGACUUGGUUACUUUAAACAUGCAAUGGCGAUUGACCAUUGGGGCCUCAUUUAAUUUACUUCACCGAACAAAACGACGAAAACGUGAACGAAUUUUUGAUAGUUACAAUGGUUUCAUUUCAGGAGUUAACUUCAAUGGAUUGAUGAUACUGGACAUGCUAGCUGAAGGUUGCUUUCUAGUUAUUUAA